AUGGGUCGCCAAGCCGAUGCUGCGUCAUCGUCGCACUCACUCCAUUCUCUUGAGGACGCUCCACCUCCAUACACCGAUGAGCCCGAACCCAUUCUCGCCCCUUUUCAGCCUGUCCAACCUGUCCAACCUGUCCAACCUCCCACAAGCAUCCGACCCUUGCGUCUAAUCGACUCAGCCUAUGUUCUCUCUGGCGGCAAUGUCAAACCCCACGACAAGGUCUCUCUCACCCUCGAACCAUCGCUCUCGAGCGAUAGCGACGAGCUCUACAAUGUCAUCCGAAACAACAACAGCAGCAACACCGUCACAGACUUCCAGUUCAGACUGGAUCUGGCCGAGACAAUGCUGACCGGCUGGGAAGGUGGAUACAUGGACGUGAACUGGAGAGAAAUCGAAAUUCUCACAGAUGACGACCUCAAACCGGCGUAUCGGGGAGGAAUCCUCCGCUCGCGCACGUACAAGCCGCCCAAGUCGCGUGCUGCUAUCAGUCUCGGGGAAGACAGCGAUGCCCUCCUAGCCCGGGAUAACGCUGAUAACAGCCCUGCAGAGGUGAAAGCCCUCAAGAUGUGGUGCGAGCGGUUCUGCCACGACCCCGCUUCUGUGAAAUCAUUCACUGUGCAUCGCGAAAUCUCCGGCUUCGACUCCAACGCUAUGCGUAACGUCCUCACCUCCCACAUCCGCGAACUUAACUACCGCGGCUCCAUAAACUUCAGCCUCUCUACCGCCCAUCGCUCUGUCACAAUCUACUCACCGCACUGGAUCAACCGGCUCCGCACGAACCGCUUCGUUUGGUGGGUGGUCGUCAUCCUCCAGCUCUGGAUUAUCACGUGGCCGGUUAUCUUCUUCAUGGAGAAGAGAUACGAGGUCGUCCAUACGCGCUGGAACGCGUCGCUUAUACCGGAGUCGGACUCUCCCCUGGCUAAGUGCUACGCGUUUGGUCGUGAUGAGUCUUCUCUGGCAGAGUACUGGGCUCCGGCUGUUAAGCAGGCGGCGUGGACGCGGCGGCAUGGCGAAGGUAAUCUUUUGACGAGGAUGGACGCGGAUCGCUUGCAGGGCUAUAGUACACAGCAGCUGCUUGGUCUUCGUGCUGCUAGUUCGGAUACUGAGCUAGACCGCCGACAGCGGGUUAAUAGUGGUGAAGCUGGAUUUGUUGAUAAUAUUGUAGGUCUGGUGAGAGGGAUUGGAGAGGUUGGGCAGGAUUGGAGGCUUUCCGCUGGAUGGGGUGCUAACUGUUAA
Messenger RNA from Penicillium concentricum, 1233 nucleotides. RefSeq lists its product as uncharacterized. The coding region runs from base 1 to 1233 and encodes 410 amino acids. The record is from RefSeq and is a predicted model, not a curated record. NCBI's taxonomy places the organism in Eukaryota, Fungi, Ascomycota, Eurotiomycetes, Eurotiales, Aspergillaceae. The transcript is spliced from 3 exons.